Messenger RNA from Blepharisma stoltei, 270 nucleotides. The record is from the annotation of a GenBank genome assembly. NCBI's taxonomy places the organism in Eukaryota, Ciliophora, Heterotrichea, Heterotrichida, Blepharismidae.
AUGAAUUGUUCUUGGAGAACUCAUAGCAGUCACACGGGUGCCAUAGACAUAUCAAUGUCCGGAAAUACACAAAAUUGCUUUCGGCUUAGGAAAAGCAGAUGCAAUGUCCCUCCAUCCUUGGGUACUACUGUUUUCUUCUAUUGCAUUCAUAGGGCUUCCAUGUCCAAAAAAAUAGCCGGCAUUCUUUCCUUUGCUUGACCCAUAAUUAUAUUUUUAUGCUAUUUUAGACAACCAAAUGUGCAGUUAAAUAGUUUCGAUCAUUUAGAAUAA